AUGUCGCACAAUCACUACCCACCGCCAUCGUCCCUCAAGGUCUCCAUUCGUCCGCUCCAGUCCUCCUUCUUCGCUGGCGAAGACUUCACCUGCCACAUCACCUUCAUCAAUACCAACCCGCGCGUCGCACACACACAGCCCCUCGUCCAGGGCGAGUUCGCACCUGCCGCGUCCGACCACCUUCUCAACGACACCGCUACCCGCCGCGUCGUCUCCGCACUUCCCACACAUGCGAAAUCUCGCAGCGUCGACGUCAGGGCGCUCGGUCGGCAACACGAGUCCGACUCCGCCUCCGACCCUCCUCAAGACCCAUCGCGGCGAAGCAACCUCCUUCGCCAUCUCCAUGUCGACGACCUGCCGCAUCGCAGAAACCUCAUAGGCAAGGCGGCUCCUUCGCACUCGAGCUCCAAUGCUAUCCAUCCCUGGUCCGUCUCGCCUCGCAUCGGAUCCGCAAAACCCUCGCAUCGCUCAACCAAGUCUGUUGCUGCACUCCCGCAGAAGAACGGCACAGACCUCGGCCUCGGUCGGCCCACCGCUCCGCCUGCCCCUGCUCCCGCCACCCACUCCAACCCUUCUUCUCCCAAUCCGCCCUCCCGCGUAUCGUCGCUUCCGGGCCUUGGCAAGAGAACCACCUCGGCUCCCAUCGCUUCCAAUCACUCGCAUUCCCGCAAAAAGUCGGUCGCACAGCUACAGGCAGAGGACCUCACAGAAGCUUUCGAACUCGACUCGCUCGACCCAGCUCGCUCCACCUCCGGCAUCUCCUCCCCCACUUCCCACCCGCCUUCUCCAUUUCGCGCCAACAGCAACGGCGACGCCAACCAAUCCGCCAGCUUUUACGGCCUCGGUCGCAACGAUACCAUGGAGAGCGUCUUCCGAGAAUCCAUGACCGACUGGUCCCAAUCCAGACGCCCUUCCAUUCCCAGGAGCCCUUCGCACAGCCCAAUAUACCCGCCUCCCGAAGCCUUACCCUCCGGAACCGAAAAAAUCCUCUGGUCCUUUGCCCAGCUGGGAGGCACCAUCGAGAUCGACGAGAGCCUCAUCAAGCCCGGCGACUUUGAGAAUCUCAAACACAGGCUCGCAUACGGCGACUUGACUGGAGCCAGUGCUUCUCCACUCUCAGUACCUGGCACCCCCAGGACUCUUGGUGGCGGUCAUCUCGCUCAGGCAGCCGAUUCCUUUCCGGGAAGCUCGGGAUGGAGCAACCUCUUGCGCAGCUCCUUUAGCAGUCGCCCGCACCAACACCGUCGCACCGGCUCCACUCUGCAGGACGCCCAGGAACGUACGCUUCAGAGCCGCAGCGUUCCCACCUUUUCCACGCCACCCAGCAUCGUCGCUGUCGACCUCGUCCUGCCUCCGGGCGAAUCCAAGUCGUUCGAGUUCAAGCUGCGGUUGCCUGUCGAUCUGCCGCCUUCCUACCUCGGCAAGGCUAUCCGUCUCAAGUACACGCUCACCCUCGGCACCAACCGCUUCGACACCGCCGCUACUGCCACUCGUGGCCGCCCACACACAAGCCGCCUCAUCCAGGUCCCCAUCCGCGUUUACAACCACGUUGGCGCUUCGGGCUUCCGCCCCUUUUUCGACCUCAUGAACCCGGUCAUCCUCACAAAGGAAGAAGCCUUCGUCAUUGCAGUCGAUAACGACGCCUCCGCUGUACCAUCAGCUCCCAGCCUGCCCAAAAGAUCCAUCAAAGCUCCGCAAAUUCAACGCCAGGAAUUGGAGUCGUACGUCAGGCAGCUGCUUACCAAGUCGGAAUCGGCAUCAACCAUCAAGCUCGACUCGGGCAUCUCGGCACCCACAAACCAGGGCAGUGGUUGUAAGGCGGCGGUCGAAGCGUUGGCGCGGUCGUCCGGAAAAGUGUCUUACGACAUUUCCAAAGACGGCAAAGUCGCUGCCGUCCUUACGCUGGUUCGAUCCAGGUAUCGGUUGGGUGAAACGAUUACGGGCGUGAUUAACAUCAAUAAUCACACCUCGCUGGCGCGCAUUGCUCGAAUGAGCGCCACCCUCGAGACGUUCGAAGAGGUUCAACCCAGCAUUGCCACCCUGCCAGCGGGAAGACUUCAGCGAGCCACGAGGAUCGUCCAUGCAGAACACCACGAGAGCGUGCUGGACAAGGGUAGGGCAAGCUUCAGCCUGUCCGUACCAAGUGGCGCAACACCCGAAUUCGUCACUAGCGGAGUCAAGCUCAACUGGCUCGUCAAACUGGCCUUCCUGACCAUCUCUGCGACCUCGGGCGAGGAAAAAGCAAAGCCACCACCGCACUUGAUGCCCGGCGCAGCAGACGGAUUCUCGCGCUACCACAUCAGCCUCAGAGGCGUAGACAGCUUAGCUGGCUCGGUGGGCGAACAGCCAAAGGUCGUGCUCAAGCAAAUGGGCUGUGCGGCAGAAACCAAGCUCGAGACAGUCGAAUGCGCUGUGCCCGUAUCGAUCCUGCCCAACAGCACGAGCUUCAAGGUGGGGGAUGCAGAAUUCUACGCCUAG
Moesziomyces antarcticus is the source of this 2478-nucleotide messenger RNA. RefSeq names its product intracellular protein transport protein. Gene Ontology annotation, cellular component: Ric1-Rgp1 guanyl-nucleotide exchange factor complex; Golgi membrane. Bases 1 to 2478 code for a protein of 825 amino acids. Gene Ontology annotation, biological process: retrograde transport, endosome to Golgi. Lineage: Eukaryota; Fungi; Basidiomycota; Ustilaginomycetes; Ustilaginales; Ustilaginaceae. The record is from RefSeq and is a predicted model, not a curated record. The transcript has a single exon.